Messenger RNA from Dermatophagoides pteronyssinus (European house dust mite), 1180 nucleotides. RefSeq names its product RING finger protein mdlc (gene mdlc). The record is from RefSeq and is a predicted model, not a curated record. Gene Ontology annotation, molecular function: metal ion binding. NCBI's taxonomy places the organism in Eukaryota, Metazoa, Arthropoda, Arachnida, Sarcoptiformes, Pyroglyphidae. Gene Ontology annotation, biological process: snoRNA splicing. Gene Ontology annotation, cellular component: U2-type spliceosomal complex.
GGCAGCACUAUUCAAUGUUGUCAUUUGUUGAUAAUUUCAUGCCCGUUUUUUUCAAAAAAAACAAAAAUGUCCGAUGAUAAUUGUAAAUUUUUUCUUAAACGAACUACAAAUCGAAGUGUUCGUACAAGACUGACAAAAACUUCGAGCAGUAAUUCAAGCGAUUCGGACAGUGAUGAAGAAUCAAGUGUCAUUAUUAGUGAUCGAAAAAAACGAAAACCAAAUCCAAUGAUUCAAUCAACAUGUUCGUUUAGGAAAUCUUUGAAAAAUAAGAACAAAAAAAUUUCUCAUGAAGAUAGUGACGAUGAUGAUGAUGAUAAUGAUGCAAUACAUGUAAGUUAUGCAUCAAGUAAAUCUGGUCAACGUGAUGGUCCAUCCGAUAUGGGUGCAACAAUGACAUUGGAAACCGAAACCGAACGUGAUAAAGAUGCACAAAGUAUAUUUGAACGAUCACGUAAGAUACAGGAAGAAACAAUGGAUCCUAACAAUGAUGAACAAAUCUAUCGUGGUGCUAAUAACUAUCAACAAUAUAAACAGAAAAAAGAUACGCCAUUCGGUAAUGCAUCAUCGGGACAUGUUCGAAAAGGUCCAAUGCGUGCACCGGAUAAUAUUCGUUCAACUGUUCGUUGGGAUUAUCAACCAGAUAUCUGUAAAGAUUAUAAAGAAACAGGAUUUUGUGGUUUUGGUGAUUCAUGUAAAUUUUUACAUGAUCGUUCGGAUUAUAAAGCUGGUUGGCAGCUAGAACUUGAAACAUCAACCAAAGGUCAAAAACAUAAACAUGGUCAUGAAAACGAAGAUGAUGAUAAUGACGAUGAUCCGGAUAAAUAUAAAAUCGAUGAUGAUGAUGAUUUACCUUUCGCAUGUUUUAUAUGUCGUAAUCGUUUCGUUAAUCCAGUGGCAACAAAAUGUAAACAUUAUUUUUGUCAACAAUGUGCAUUGGAUCAUUAUAAAAAAUCGACGAAAUGUUUUGUUUGUGGUGCACAAACAAGCGGUGUAUUUAAUAUUGCUAAAGAUAUUGAAAAACGAAUGAAAACAAGCGAACAAUUUGAACAACAAAAAGACGAAUCGGACGAAAAAGAUUCUGAACCAGAUGAUCAACAGGAUGGCCAACCAUCGAAUGAUGACGACGACGACGAUAACGAAAAUAUUUAAAAUGGCCAUACAUACGACCAAUAACUACGUC